Messenger RNA from Dicentrarchus labrax (European seabass), 1144 nucleotides. RefSeq lists its product as uncharacterized. Lineage: Eukaryota; Metazoa; Chordata; Actinopteri; Moronidae. The record is from RefSeq and is a predicted model, not a curated record. The transcript is spliced from 4 exons. The coding region runs from base 59 to 898 and encodes 279 amino acids.
CCCCCAUAAAGCUGGUAUUUUAUUUGAGUAAGUAACCUACAUUUUACAUUUGGUCAAGAUGAGCAGCAACAUGACAACUGAACAGGAGAAGUGUUACGACCCUCAAGACAAAACACUUACAUUUAUCGAUGGAGAGGAUGAUUUAGACUUUCUGUGUAUUGGCUACAAGUCUCUGAGAGCAAAGAUGUCCUGUGGUCAUGCUGUCACUCCGAUGUCUCUCACCGACUGGUGUCGCAGGUUGUUGGACAAGGGUGAGUGCAGAUUUGUGUGUGGUCAACCUGACUGUGAUGUUCAGUGGCCCUUUGAGGAGGUUUGUAAAAUGGCUCUUCUAAGCCCUGAAGAAAAGGAGUACUUUGAACAGGAGAUGUUCAACAAUGCUGGCGACUUGAAACUUUGUCCUGGUUGCAAGUCCUCUGUGGUGAGAACUGAUCCCAGUAAUCUGAGUAUUGAAUGCUCAGUGUGCACAGCUAACAAAAAAAGGUCUUAUAGAUUCUGCUGGCAGUGUUUGAAGGAAUGGAAAGGUCCGGCUCCACGUUCAGACCGCUGUGAAAACAAUGGCUGCAUUAAUCAGCAACUAGAAAUACUGAAAAACUCUCCAGACAUGGUCUUUGAAGAUGUGAAGGGUGUCACUGGCUGUCCCUCCAUCCGUGCCUGUCCCACCUGUGGUUUGCUACUUGAGCAUAACAAGACUCAAUGUAAAAACAUUGUCUGUCGCCGCUGUAAGGUGGAGUUCUGUUUCGUGUGCCUGAAAACCACUGAAGAGUGUCAGGAGCUCACUGAUGAGAGUGAGGAGUUCACUGAUGAGAGUGAGGAGGAAGAGGUAUCCUCAUAUGACCGACUUUGCUCCACUGGUGUAGCGCCUAGACAGACCUCUAUACCUGUGUGGCAGAGGAAAUAAUUGAUGACGAUGAUAACACAAUUUCUUCCUUUUCUUAAUUAUGCCGAUCAUCAUAAAUUAACUCCACACCAGUUUUGAAUAACAGUGAAGAGCCUGUAAGAUCGUUUUUGUAUUUGUACUUAGAAUUUGGAACAAUAUCAUCACAACAUGAGGAUUUUUUUUUAUUUUUUUUACUCAUUUGUUUGUUCCCCUAACAUGAAUUGAACCAUGGUUGCUUUUCCUGUGAAAUAAAGAUAAAUAAAUAUA